GAAUUUACAAUGUAGCUAGACGGUUAUCCACAGGAACACGAAUAUGUUAAAUUGUCAUCUUUUUAAAUUGAGUUUGGCUUUAUUUUUUCUCCAAACAUUACAGCGCGUGUCAGCAAAGAAAACGACGUAGACACAAGGCUAGCUAGUUAAAGAAACCUACCGUCAGUCAUGGCUGGGUAACAUGCAAACUUUGUGGUGUGACGUUAUGUAGAUAUUACUCGGGGUGUAGCUAACAGUUGAAGGAAAAUAACCGCAAGGGGCAGUAUUUCUUUUAUUUUUUUAAUUUUUUACAGCAAACGUUUGUUCUCCCGAGGCGGAAGUCAACAGAGACCCCAUCCUGUUGUGUUCCUGCGCUAAGCUACAAGAAUGGCGGAUGAGGAGGACGAGACUGGCUUCGACGAGGAAUUGGAUGAUGGAUCCGGCGGAGUAGAUGUCGGCCACGGGAAGAGAAAGAGGCUCUUCUCCAAGGAGCUCCGGUGUAUGAUGUACGGAUUUGGAGACGACCAGAACCCGUAUACUGAGUCUGUGGAUAUUCUGGAGGACCUGGUCAUCGAGUUUAUCACGGAAAUGACCCACAAAGCAAUGUCCAUCGGACGCCAGGGCCGCGUCCAGGUCGAGGACAUCGUUUUCCUAAUUCGCAAGGACCCCCGGAAAUUCGCCAGAGUCAAAGACCUACUGACCAUGAACGAAGAGCUGAAGAGAGCCCGCAAAGCUUUCGACGAAGCAAAUUAUGGCUCAUAAAAACCGCCUACACCUAAUUUGACAGUUUAUUUCUUUUAAUUGCUGUUCAGCUGAAUUGUUCAUUUGCAGAUCUGUGUUCUUGAGGAUUUUGUUUAGCCUUGACUUGCUGUCCAAAGUCAGUUUUUUUGGUGAUGUGUAUUAUUUCAUAGGGUGGCCGUGACAAGAAUGUCAAAGUGUUACCUGGUGUCAUGCUGUCUGGGACUGUCUCAAUAAAGAAACUUACAUAUUGUU
Molecule: messenger RNA, 972 nt
Organism: Perca flavescens (yellow perch)
Lineage: Eukaryota; Metazoa; Chordata; Actinopteri; Perciformes; Percidae
Gene: taf13
Product: TATA-box binding protein associated factor 13
Exons: 2
Coding region: 367-741 (124 amino acids)
Biological process (GO): transcription by RNA polymerase II
Cellular component (GO): transcription factor TFIID complex
Molecular function (GO): protein heterodimerization activity
Source: RefSeq, a predicted model, not a curated record